This is a messenger RNA of Poecilia reticulata (guppy), 1789 nucleotides long. Its product is annotated as schwannomin-interacting protein 1. The record is from RefSeq and is a predicted model, not a curated record. Gene Ontology annotation, cellular component: plasma membrane; cell junction. Gene Ontology annotation, biological process: positive regulation of hippo signaling. NCBI's taxonomy places the organism in Eukaryota, Metazoa, Chordata, Actinopteri, Cyprinodontiformes, Poeciliidae.
AGCAACAGGAAGUUCCUUUUCUUCUUCUCCACUUUUGCUGUCGCUAAUGUGUUUCUUUAAGAUUCCUCGAACUUUCUCCCGAUGUAUUUUUUUUUUCCUUCAGGGAACAAACAAUCCGCAGAAUAGAGACUCCCUGAAAGACAGAAAAAACAAAAGACACACGAGAGCUGAGGGCGUCUUCUGAACAAAACUCCUUCUGGUUUUGCUCCAAAGAGGCCAGACGAAGUGAGGCGUCUGGGAAAAGUUGAAGACUUGGCCCGGGACAAGAUGAGCUAACUUCGAAAACUUCCUCGGCCGUUUUUUUUCCUCUGGAGGACGUAAAGGCUCCUGUGAGAGGCUCACUGCGCAGCUUCAGGUUAGCUUGUUGAAAACGAGUCUACUAGAGUCUCCUCGGGUUCUAACAGUCUGCAUGUCUAAUAACCAGAUGGAAGGAGAAAAAGAAAAGCAGUGGGAGCAGCAAGAGGAGAAGGAAAGCAACGAAGCAGAGGACGACACAAGAAGCGAUGAUGAAACCUGCAACGAAGUGGAGGAUGGAAACUCUGAGAGGGCGGUGAUGGUUUGGCAAGAGGGCCACGAGAAGGACGAUCUGGGCAAUCCCAUCAUGCACUGGGAGGCUCUGAGCCUGUGCAUUGCUGAGCUUGAGAAGCAGGAGGAGGAGAAAAAAGCGAAGGCCGGAGCCUCUCCGGAGCGAGGCGGGGCCCCCAGGGGCCCCAUCGAGGACCGGGGCAGAACCGCCGGCAGCUGGGACGACGGCAGCGACGCCUGCAACAGCCAUGUUCUGGCUCUGACAUCACGCCUGCAUACACAGAUGAAUCUCCAGCUCUGCUUCAUCAACAACAGUGAAAGUGAGGAGGAAGAGGAUGAAGAGCAGGAGAAAGAUGUGUGCAGCAAGAAGAGCAGCAGCUCCUGGAAGAGGACAGCACCGGCUCAGAAGAACUCCCAGAAUCCUUCCAUGUCUGAAGAGCCAAAGUCCAGAGGCUUCAGGAACACCCUGAGGAACCUUCGAGACCGGCUGAGGACCGACCAGAGAAAAAAGACAGCCGGUCGUAGAGAAGCAGCGGCCCAGCGGACCCACCUGGAGCUCAGCGAUGUGGAGCGGCUCAGUGUGGAGCAGCUGAAUUCACUCUGUGCGUCUCUCAGACAGGACAUACAAGACCUGAGCUCUGAGCUGGUGAGUCGCCUCCACAUCCGGGACCAGCUGAGGACGGAGCAGGACGCCAUGCUGCUGGAGGUGCAGGAUCUGACCGCUCUGUGAUGCGUCCCGUUUCGAGCAUCGCAUCGGAUUUUUGCACAGAAACCAUUUCAACAGAGCGAGCGCACAGCUCAGGUAGACUCAGACAUUCACCACCACAGUCUUCCUGUCGGUACUCUAAAUACAAACUUCCAAAGUUUGCACUAGGAUAGAAGAAACACUCACUCCAGUCACUCCGGGUUUGAUGGUCUGUCUGCUGAGAGUCAUCACCACUUCACCUGUGAGUUCCUUCACAGCACGAACACAUGGGAGAGAUUAAUCCCAGCUUGCGUUGCGCUGGUUUCUCUCACUAACUGGCUCCUCAGGCGACCCAGCUGUGGACGGUGACUUUUGGAAAUGUUUCAAGGUCACACAACUCAGAAUGUAAGAAGAACGUCCAGGAGCUUCAGUCAGAGGCAGCUGGACUUCUUCUCUUGUUUCCUAAUGACGUUGGUCUUCUUCGGUUCUGAACAUGGUUGAAGCAGGCCUGUCACAAUAAACAAUAAAUCACAUGAUAAAUGAAAAGAAACUCAAAACUUUUCAUCUUUAUUGAAAAAA